AUGCCGAAAAUCAUAAGCUAUACACCUCCAUGGCUAUCUAGACCUUCCCCUGGAUCACAAGCUUUCAUAAGUAUUCAGAAUCACGAUUCGACUCCUUCAAAGCUCCCUUCCCACCUCUCGUCUCCAAGACGUGAGGUCGUUGACCAACCAUACUAUGGACCACACAGGCUUCUUGCACGACGGGGGACUGAGAUCUUUGUGGUCAUCGGGAAUCAAAUACGAUGGACAGACUUGGGCAUGAUAAAGAAUGAUUGGGAGGAGCAGACAUACCAUGCGGGUAGCAGAAGCAAGUUGCUGGAGCAUCAACAUGAAGGCCAGCUUCCCACCUACAGGGUAUUGCUUGCACCUAUCUAUCAACAAAUACGGCAGUUGACAAUCUCUCCUUCCGGCAAUUUUCUGGCUAUCUUGACGGAACAUACGAUACAUGUUGCUAUUUUACCAGACGCUUCGCAUUUAUCAGCUGGGGAUGGGUCUCCAUUGAAGCUCAAAGUACACCAGCUGGGGCCUACUACACAUGUAAUACCCCAGUCGCCACUUGUUUCCGCUCUGUGGCACCCACUCGCCUGCAGUACUGCCUCCUCAGACUGCCUGGUGACUAUCACAGCAGAAGCUGCCGUCAGGGUCUGGGAGCUUGAUCGAAGCAACAACUGGUCUUUUGAUAGACCUAGUCUCGCCAUUGACUUGCAGAAAUUAGUGGAUGGCACUUCCUGUGACGAAGAUUUUCAACCUUCGGGUUUUGGUAAGAGCAGAGGAUUUUCUGCAGAUGCCUUCGAGAUGGAGGUCUCUGCAGCUUCUUUUGGAGGCAAAGGCCGUGAAGAAGAGGAUGGCUGGGCUCCCAUGACAUUGUGGAUUGCCAUGAGAAAUGCAGACGUGUAUGCUCUCUGCCCGCUGCUUCCCUCGAAAUGGAGACCUACAUCGACUCUGAUCCCAUCAUUAUCCACUUCAGUCGUCUCAAAACUAGCGUCCAUUCAGGAUGAUUCCGUUGAGCCGGAUGAGAAGCGGGCAGUGGAACAACAAUUUGAAUGGGUUCAAGAGAUUGACGGUGAGGAGCCAUUGCCCUCAAGUUCAGACGCAGAACCUUCACUCCCCACACAGACCAGAAGUCGACCAGUGGCCCCGAGCGCAAUACCACGACUGCAAGGACCCUUCUUGUUCGACCUUGAAGAGAAUGAAGUGGAUCUCGAUGUCUCCGAUGUUCACGUUAUAGCAGCAAAAGUCAACGCAGAAGAUCUACUUUCAGGCGAAGAAGAGGACUACACGGAUCUCGAAGGGCUGAUAGAAGAUCGUCUAUCUAGCACCGUCAUAUGCCUGGCAACAACAACAGGUAGGGUCCAUGUGUGUCUUGAUCCCGAAGGUGUAUCUGGCCAGUGGCUGCCCCAAACCAGAAAAAGUGCUUUCACCGUCCCUGUUGGCGAGCCAAAGGAUCUAAUUCUGGUUGAAUCCCUGGAGAUUGGCAACGGCGAACCCGGCACUGAAAAUUGGCCAACGUUCUCGCAAGACCCAAUCGCCCCGUACGACUUCUACCUGACUUCGAAGGCACGUGUUGAUUAUCUAUCGUUGUCGUCUUGGGCUUCACGCCUGGAAACAGAGCUACUGUCACCAGCUUCCUCAGAUACUGGCCGGGAUUUCCGUCUCAAAGUCUUGUGUCGUGACGAAAUUAUCCUUGCCGAAGAGAUACUCGAUUGUUCCGACAGCACCAAUGAGAAACCUUCGGAGCAUCUCUCAAGCGCCUUGAUCAUGAACAAUCCAGAAAUCGGCUAUUUCCUCCUCACAUGCUCUGCAUCAGGACCCUACGCUACUACGUUCGAUACACCUGACACAACAUCGCAGACUGUGAUCCUGGCACGCAGAAAUGACUCCCUAGGCCCUAACUCUCCCGAUGCCCAGUUGGAUCUUACCUUGUCGGGCGACACCAUUAUUGCAUCACCUCGAGCCCCAUACGAGCCAUCGCCUAUCUUUUAUAAACCUGCAACGACUCUGCUAAAACAUUUCUCGUCGGCCAACGUACCUCAACGACACAGAGCAGCACUGAAGCAAGAGAUUCGUCUCAGUCCGAGCACCUUAGAUAUCAUGACGGCAGCACAUCGGAUAUUGUCAUCCCAAACAUCGCAGUUAGAACAAGCUGCUGCAGAGCUCUUUCGCAGAUGUGACAGACUGAGAGAGGAGCUUGGGGAUCAAGUAAGACAAAUGGCCGAACUCUCAGAACGGAUCCAACGCAAUGACACAUCAGUGGAGACCGAACACGGUGAUCGUAACAGCCGCUGUGAACACAGGAUUGCAAAGGCUAGAGACAGGCAGCAGAGCUUGAGCGAGCGAUACGAGGCUUUGAGACGAAAAGUCGGUCGUGCAACUGCUGGUACGAGGGAGUUAAGCACCAAGGAAAAGGCUUGGAUGAGCGAAAUCACGAAUCUGGCAACUACGUUUGGUGUUGAUUCCGAAAUGGAAGUCGAUGUGCCAGAGGCACAAACCGACAAACCAGUUGCUAGCAGGUUCGAAGUGGUUCUGGAUCUCGCAGAAUCCCUUCUUGCCGAAGCAGGAGAAGUCCAGAAAUCCCAAGGACCCGAUUCCCCAUCACCUCAAAAAGGCAGCAGCUUACUUCGCACCACCUCGAAUGCUUCGUCAGUUUCACGAAUGUCCAAUUUAGGCGUGCCGCCCAAGCUACAGAAGGCUAAGAUUGAGGAAGCUAUGUAUAUGGUUGAGAGAGAGGCAGCUGUUAUCAGUUCGGUUAUGACGAGAUUAGAGAGAUUAAAUGGGCAUUGA
Endocarpon pusillum Z07020 is the source of this 2760-nucleotide messenger RNA. RefSeq lists its product as uncharacterized. The record is from RefSeq and is a predicted model, not a curated record. Gene Ontology annotation, biological process: ribosomal small subunit export from nucleus; ribosomal large subunit export from nucleus; mRNA export from nucleus. NCBI's taxonomy places the organism in Eukaryota, Fungi, Ascomycota, Eurotiomycetes, Verrucariales, Verrucariaceae. The transcript is spliced from 3 exons. Gene Ontology annotation, cellular component: nuclear pore. The coding region runs from base 1 to 2760 and encodes 919 amino acids. Gene Ontology annotation, molecular function: structural constituent of nuclear pore.